AUGCAACGGAUGAGCAAUGAGAUUGAAGAAGAAGAAGAUGGAAGGAGAGGACUUGAGAGCGUGCGAGAGAGUCAGUUGGAAGGUAGAAGCAGUGGAGGAACAGUGUCGAUGAACGGAGAGGACAACGUGUAUGUUGGUGUUGGGAAAGGAGAUUCAAGCAUGGAGGCAUUGCGUUGGGCUAUUGACAAUACCAUCACUUCUUCUUCUACUCUUCUCUUCCUCAUCCAUGUCUUCCCUGAGACUCGCUUCAUUCCUUACCCUUGUCUGUACAUCAGUAUAUAUGCCCUUUGCUUAUCACUAAUUAUCUUUGAUUAA
This is a messenger RNA of Thlaspi arvense, 315 nucleotides long. Lineage: Eukaryota; Viridiplantae; Streptophyta; Magnoliopsida; Brassicales; Brassicaceae. The record is from the annotation of a GenBank genome assembly.